Hordeum vulgare subsp. vulgare (domesticated barley) is the source of this 855-nucleotide messenger RNA. RefSeq names its product lamin-like protein. Gene Ontology annotation, molecular function: electron transfer activity. The transcript is spliced from 2 exons. Bases 105 to 602 code for a protein of 165 amino acids. The record is from RefSeq and is a predicted model, not a curated record. NCBI's taxonomy places the organism in Eukaryota, Viridiplantae, Streptophyta, Magnoliopsida, Poales, Poaceae. Gene Ontology annotation, cellular component: plasma membrane.
CCUCUGCCCCCGCCCAGCUCGUUCCGUUUUUUGAAAGCAAGAAACGGCACCGCGCACAUCUCGCCGUCCCUCGUCCGUCGUCGGAGGAAGAGGGGAAGGGGGCGAUGGAGCGGCGGCGGGCUGCGUGGGCCGCGGUGCUGGUGGCGGUGGCGGCGUGCGCGGCGCUGCCGGCGACGACGACGGCGAACAAGAUCAAGGUCAACUGGCUGCCCAACACCAACUACUCCGGCUGGGAGCAGGAGCACGGGCCCUUCUACAAGGGCGACUGGCUCGUGUUCUACUACACGGCGGGGCAGGCGGACGUGGUGGAGGUGAACGAGUCCGGGUACAACCGGUGCGACGCCAGCAACGCCAUCUACAACUACAGCAAGGGCCGCAGCUUCGCCUUCGAGCUCAACGAGACCAAGACCUACUACUUCAUCUGCAGCUUCGGCUACUGCCCCGGCGGGAUGCGCCUCGCCAUCAAGUCCCAGAACCUGCCGCCGCCGUCCCCGCCGCCCUCCGCCCAGCACCACCGCUCCGCCGCGCUCGCCGGGCCGCGCGCCGGGGUCGCCCUCCACGCCGCCGUCGCCGUCCUCGCCUCGCUCCUCAGGCUGGUCUAGCGGACCUGAUCUGGAGCUCGUUUGUUUGGAUUUCCCCGUGCCUUCAUUUCUUUGGUGUGUGUGGGCGCGCGCGUGUACUGCCUAGGCUAGGAGAGUGGUGGUGCCACGGACGUUCUUGGUUGACUAGCGGUGUGGAUUUGCGGAGCCAAAUGGUUGCCGGCGGAUUGGUUUAAUCAGGUGUGAUUUGUUUAAUCAGGUGUGAGGAAUGCACUGGACUGAGGAGAAACUGUUUCUAUGCUACUGAUUUGUUUAA